Molecule: messenger RNA, 3428 nt
Organism: Numida meleagris (helmeted guineafowl)
Lineage: Eukaryota; Metazoa; Chordata; Aves; Galliformes; Numididae
Gene: WDR25
Product: WD repeat domain 25
Exons: 8
Coding region: 943-2715 (590 amino acids)
Molecular function (GO): protein binding
Source: RefSeq, a predicted model, not a curated record
GGUGCGGGGCGGCUGUGGGCUGGGGCAGCGAGCUUAGGGGGUGCUGGGGAGUGGAGUCAGGCAGCUGCGCUCCGCGCGUCCCUGAUUGCGCCGCCCUCGGCGCUGCUCGCGGCUUUUAGAGGCGUGUGGGAAGGGGUGGUCACUGGUCAGCGCCGUGUGCGUGCGGUGCUCGGGAUCGUGGGGUAAUGGUUAAAGAAAAACUGAAAGCUCUGCGGAAGCAUCGGUUUACUUGUUAGCUCAGCACGCUGUAAAUUAACUGCUGAUAAGUUAAUGAGCUAGCUAACGUGUGGAUCCAUGCUGUGUGCUGUGAUAUUUUUCUUAGAGCAACAUAAGGAAGUUUUUUCUUUAGAAACGGGAGUUGAACGGGAAGAUUUAGAAUGACAGAGAUACCUUGCUUUUACAAGAGUACUGAGACUUACGGGUGUUAUUUGUGAGGGAUGGAUUUUGGGUGACCAAUGUGGUUUGGCAAUUUUUCCAGUAUCCCAUAGGAAAGGAUUUUUUUCUGGUUUUUUUUUUUUUUAAUUUCUUUCUUAUUUUUUUUUUCCUCCUUUUAACCUGGGAAAUACUAUCGAGGAGCACCUCUCCUGUGAAGAAGGUUGAGGGAGUUGGGCUUCUUCAGUCUGAAGAAGAGAAGGCUCUGGGCAGACCUCACUGUGGCUUUCCAGUGCUUAAAAGGAGCUUUUAAACAAGAGAGAAAUCAACUUUUUACACUGGUUGAUAGUGAUAGGGCAAGGGGAAAUGAUUUUAAACUAAAAGAUGGGAGAUUUAGAUUAGAUGUUAGAGAGAAAUUUUUCACUGAGAGGAUGGUGGGGCUCUGGUGCUACUACCCAGAGAGCUGUGGUUGCCCCAUCCCUGGAGGUGCUCAAGGCCGGGUUGGAUGGGGCCCUGGGCAGCCUGAGCUGACUGGGGGCAGUGAGCCCCCAGCAGGGGGGUUGGGACUGGAUGGGCUUUAAGGUUUCUUCCAACCUAAGCCAUUCUGUGAUUCUAAAUACAAGGAACUGUCCCGUAGUUGCCUCAGAACAUCAACUUAAUGAUCGUCAUUUGGAGACUUCCAGCACGAGAUUUCUGGAGACUGCUAUAAUGAGUUCCUCACUGGUUGCUUAUGAUGAUUCAGACCCUGAGGCAGAAACUGAAAAGGCUGAAGAUCUCGGUGGUAGCAGACAAGCAAGCCUUCUGAGUUCUUCUGCAAAUCCUGCUCAGCACUUUGCACCUGGUAUUUUGGGUACAAAAUCUACAUAUGAAACGCAGCUUACUGAGAACACUGAAAAUUUUGGCAUGAGCAUUGUUUGCGAAGAUCCCCCUGAGCAUUAUGCACUGAAUAAUAACAGUGAUUUGACAUCUUAUUGUAGGAGAGCGUACUCUAGUCCUACUGCAUUAUGUAUGCCCAACAAAAGCUAUGAACAGACAUUGAGCUCUUCAAGAAACUCUGGAAGCGGUGCUUUCCAGAAGAGAACACUUAGAGAUAAUCCAGCUGCCCUAGAAGGAAUUAGACCGUAUAUCCCUAAAAGGUUACGUCAAGAAAAUUCCAGAGCCUGUGAAAAAAGAGAGCUGGAUCAAAGCGAGAGCUCCAGUUGUGAUGUGAAGCUAGAUGUACCAGGAGAGCAGACAGUGAGAAAGAUAUCUGAAUUAAUUAAGCCAUAUUUAGGAUCCAGAUAUAAAUUAACUGAAGUUCCAAAAAGCUUAAUAUUUCAUAUGUCUAAACACAACGGCCCUGUUAAUGCAAUCCAGUGGUGUACUGUACGAGAACAAAGUCAUAUGCUUCUCUCGGCUUCUAUGGAUAAAACAAUAAAGGUAUGGGAUGCUGUGGACACAGGCAGUUGUUUGAGGACGUUUUCCUGUCAUUCCUGUGCUGUCCGAGCUGCCCAGUGGUCAUCCUGUGGAAGAAGGAUCCUCAGUGGUGGCUUUGAUUCUGUGCUGCAUCUAACAGAUGUGGAGACAGGGAAGCAAAUCAUCAGCAGUAAAACUGAAUUUAGAAUCAGCACGCUGAAGUUCCACCCUUCAGAUUCAAAUGUUUUCAUUUGUGGAGGGUUCAGUCCAGAAGUUAAAACAUGGGAUAUUAGGAUUUCUAAGAGCCUGAGAAAAACACUUGGAGCAGUUGCUACCAUACCACUACAUGCUGAGAUCACAGGAAGCAGAGCUGGAAGGGACCUCAGGAGAUCAUCUAGUGUCUCUCACCCUACAGUGACAAGAGUGUACAAAGCUGCAGUACAACAGACGUUGGAUAUUCUCUUUCUUCCUGAAGGCAAAGAAUUUCUUACAAGUACAGAUGCAGUAAGCCGAGACUCAGCUGAUCGUACUAUCAUUGCAUGGGACUUCCAGAGUGCUGCAAAAAUUUCCAAUCAAAUUUUUCAUGAGCGUUACACUUGUCCAAGUCUGGCUCUGCACCCAAGAGAGUCUGUGUUUGUUGCUCAGACAAAUGGGAACUACGUGGCAUUGUUUUCCUCCCAGCGACCUUACCGAAUCAACAAAAAGAAGAGAUACGAAGGACAUAAGGUGGAAGGAUUUGCAGUGGGCUGUGAGUUUUCUCCAGAUGGAACACUUCUGGUGACAGGAAGUUCAGAUGGCAAAGUGUUUUUCUAUAACUACCAUACUUCUAGGAUUGUUCGUACUUUGUCGGCACAUAGAGAAGCUUGUGUGAGUGCAGUAUUUCACCCAGUACUGCCAUCACUCCUUGCAACUUCUGAUUGGGCUGGAGAAAUCAAGAUCUGGCAAUAACAAGCAAAGUAACUUUUCUCUUCAUCCAUCAAAGGCUUUGGUGUUUCGGAGGGAAUAAACUAUGAUAUGCAAUGUGAUAUUUGUUGUGAUGUGUUGUAGGCAGCAGAGACUUAUCUUUUCUUCUUGGACCGCUAAACAUACGCUUUCAUAAUGCAGUUAAGAGGAUUCUGUGAUUAGCUGCUGAGCAAAGAAGUGUUCUCUCUCCCUGGGCCCUGGUGACAAAUUUCUGCCUUUUUUGCGCCAAUGUGCUGGUGCUUGUCUAGCCCAACCCUGGUGUGAGAAUCUAGACUUGAAGAAAAUUAUUACCCUUUUUAUGUAGCUUUUACUUCAGCUUUCUUAAACCAGAUUGUCACUAGCUUAGCUCCUUGCCCUGGUCACUGAUGUGUCAGUCAAGGGAUGAUGUAUUUCUUUGUCGAUACACAGUUCAAGGCAAAACAACGUCGUACAUGCAAGAGGGGCAAGGUCACAGGACAGAUGGGACUGCCUCUUUUGGAAACAGGCAGGUAUUACCAGCCCAGCUUAUAGUAAAAUGUUCUCUCAGAGUUUUAAGGGAAGAAAUUGGAGAUAAUUUUGAGGUCAGUAAGUUUGUGCUCCCUAGAUUCCUAUAUUUAAGAUUAUGAGUUUUGAAGUCAAAUGUGUGACUGUAUAUAGUCAAAACAAAACUAUGUGUAAAUAUUUUUUUAAUGGAAAAAAUAAAACUUUUUUUAAUACAA